GAGAGCACGAUGACGUCAAAGAGCUCAUAGAACAAACUCUACAGCUCAAAAGAAGAAAGGAUGGACCGGUUGUAGAUCCUGCUUUGUACUCUGACGUAUUGGCUGUCCACUUUUGAGGAGAACGCAGGAUGCCCUACCACUGCGUGGCUUAUGGAUGCGGCAAAACUGCGGAAGAUGGUGUGAAGCUGUUUAGGUUCCCCAAGGACCCUGACGAGUUUCGCAAAUGGGAGAAGCAGGUCCAGCGCACCCGCAGCCAGUGGGUCGCCACACCUAACUCUCACCUCUGCAGCGAGCAUUUUGGCAAGGAUUACUUUGAGCCCAGACCACCCACAGGAGCUCUGACUCUGAAGCCUGGAGCUGUUCCUACUGUGUUCAUCCGUCCACACUGUUCCUCCUGCAGUGGAGUGGGCUGCAGGAACUGCCUGCCUGCUAUCCAACGUCGAGGCAUUACUGCUGAACCAGAUCAUACCACAAGUGCAGAAUAUAAUGAAAGUGCCAUACAGUUGGAUGAUGCCGAUGGAGGAGGUGACAAAGAACAUCUGACAGGAGAAGGGAUGAAGCGAGGGGAAAAAAACAAAGAAGAAAGACCAGGUGAGGCGUCAUUGGACUCUAGUAGCCCCGAUUUUGUGCCUUCUGUGUUUGUGUACACAAAACAAAGCCAGAACCCCGAUGCAAAGAUGGACAGGUACCAUAGGAAAAGGAGGAGAGAGAGACCUAACAGACCUAACACUGCAGCAAAUCCUCCGGUUCCAUCUGAAACUCCAGAACUCUGUUCUGUGGUUUGUGAGAUGUGUGGCACCACCGGCAGUAUUAGCACCUUCUUUUCAAAGACCAAGCGUUUCUGCAGUAUAUCCUGUUCACGCUCUUAUUCAUCAAACUCCAAGAAGUCCUCCAUACUAGCACGACUGCAGGGAAGGCCCCCCUCAAAAAAAGCCACAGUGCUGAACAAGGUGAACAAACCCCCUCCAGCCCCAACAGGACUGAACGCAUCGGCUGCAGGUUUUGAAUGGGGCGCCUACCUGGAGAAGGGAACCUCUCUGGCUGCAUCAGUGUCCUGCUUCAGACAUGUUCCCCUCUGUGCCCAGUGGGAUGACAUCACUCUGGGUAUGAAGGUGGAGGUCCUGAAUACAAACGCUGUACUGCCGAGUAAAGUGUACUGGAUUGCUACUGUCAUCCAGAUUGCAGGAUACAAAGCCCUGUUGAGAUAUGAAGGCUUUGAACACGACCACAGCCGAGAUUUUUGGUGCAGCCUCGUUUCGGGGGACAUGAACCCGAUCGGAUGGUGCGCCAUGACGAGCAAGCUGCUGGUGCCACCACAAGAUGUGAAGCAGAACAUCCCAGAUUGGAAAGAGUAUUUGAUGUCAAAGCUUGUGGGGGCCAACACUCUACCUGUUGACUUCUACCUGAAGUUGGCAGAGAGCAUGAGGAACUCUUUCAAAACGGGUAUGCGUGUGGAAGUAGUGGACCCCAAACAUGUGAGUCGGACCCGCCUGGCCAUCAUAGAAUCCAUUACUGGUGGUCGUCUGCGGCUGGUGUACGAGGACCAAAGUGACGCCAACGAAAAUACACUCUCUGAUUUCUGGUGCCACAUGUGGAGUCCCCUCCUGCACCCAAUAGGCUGGUCCAGAAAAGUGGGUCAUGCCUUUAGAGCCCCUGCAAACAGUGUGGAAGCUGCUGCCAGCGUUUGGAGGGGUAACUGCGAUAGCUCAUUCCUGCUCUUUAAGAAGCCGAGGUUUGUUUACAUGGAAGGAGGUUUCUUUGAGGAAGGAAUGAAGAUGGAGGCCAUCGACCAUCUUAACUUGGGAAGCAUCUGUGUGGCCACUGUACACAAGGUGAUGUUAGAUGGCUACCUGAUGGUGGGUAUCGAUGGCACCAUAUCAAACAAGGGCUCUGAUUGGUUUUGUUACCACGCCUCGUCUCAUGCCAUCCUUCCCGUAGACUUCUGUAAAAAGAACAACAUACCUCUCACGGUACCUCAAGGCUAUGACUCUCAGACCUUCAACUGGGACAAGUACCUGAAGAAGACCAACGCUAAAGCUGCACCGGCACGACUGUUUAACACCGACUACCCGGGUCACGGCUUCUCCCCCAACAUGAAGCUGGAGGCGGUGGACUUGAUGGAGCCGCGUCUGGUGUGCGUGGCCACCGUGAAGCGCUACGUGGGCCGCCUGCUGCUUAUCCACUUCGACGGCUGGGAGGAUGAGUUCGACCAGUGGAUCGACCACCAGUCCCCAGACAUCUACCCCGUCGGCUGGUGCGACCUCAUGCGCUACCAGCUCCAGCCACCUCCGGGACUCGUUGAACUGGAAAACCAGGCAGCACAGAACAAGAAACACAAGGCCCUUCCAUAUGGGAAAAGGAGAAAAAAAUAUGCAAAGAAGAGGCUCUCUCAGGACCAAGUUAAAGAUGAUGUUGGUAAGCAGCCUGAGGCAAGUGGCCCUGAUGGUCCUCCAGUGCUUGAAGACCACAUUCUUCCUCCAAAAGUGCCUCUCAUCCAGCCCAAGACUGAGCCAGAGGAGCAGGAGAUUUUUGCAGUGCAGGUGAAAGUGGAAGAGGUGGAGAUGGAGACCCCCAUUGAAGCUCCAGACAACCCUCAACAAGUCCCUCUUGGUAUAAUCAAACAGGAAGAGGGAGGGAAGCAGAGGAAGUCAGAACUACGUCACUCACCAGAGCAGAGCAGCAUAGAAAACGUAGCACAUGCAAAGGUAAAGCCAAGUGAACCGGCAGAAGAAAGAAGUGAAGAGUUUGAAUCAUUGGACGAGAGCUUUACUGGUGACAGCAACACGGAGCAGAGCGAAAACAAGCUGAGCCAAGGAGAUGACAGUGCCAUGGAUGAAAUUUCAGAGAGCAACACAGAGCAGGACACAACAGGAGAGGCUGCAGGCAUGUCUGAUUAAAGAAUGAAGAGAACAACUGCGGGGAAAGGUGGAAGAGUAAAGAGAUUGGGCUGACAGCGAUGGAGUAAAUGUGGAUCUGGAAAAAAAUGACAGAAAGAAAAUAACGAAAAAAGUACAACAUCAGUUGGGAUCAAAGUUAUGGUCCUUAAGAUAUCAGUUGUGGUUCAUUCGGUGGCAUGUGUUAACAGAAAGUGGGGGUCCCAAAAUUUUUGGGGCAAGAAAACUACUGUUUAAGAAAGAAGUCAGUCAAUAAUAAUUUAAAAAACGCAAUCUGAUUUCAUGCAGCAUACAGUGAUUGCUUCACAAUAAAAGCCAACGUGUGUUUCGCUAGUUGAACAUUUUUAAUGUGAACUAGCAGCAGUAAGAAAUGGAGGGUUUGCAUCAGCAUUAACCUAAUGCAGCUCUGAUACAGCUGUGUGCGUCUGAAAAGUAAACCGUAAGGUUGUCAUCAGUGAGAUGAAAUUACAGUUACAUGUAUUACAUGCACAUUAUUCCUUUGAAUCACUUGGGCUUAAAAAGGCUGGUUUGAAUCCAGAGCAGGAAUGGCAGACUCUGACACUACCAAUAAAAAGUACUAUAUAGGGGAGUAAUUCUACACCGUAGAUCUGUUGAAUAGCUAUUCGCCCGUUAUGUAACUACCUCGAUUUCUCCAUGUUGACAAGUUCCACUACACAAUGACAUUUGUACACAAUUGAACUUCUUUUGCUUUAGUUGAGUUUAACUGGACUUAUUAUCACAUCAAACCUGUAAAUAUGACUUCUGGGUUGGCAUAGCAGACAAAUGUUUGUUGUAACAUUUUAUUUUUGUCCUGUUUUUUUUAUCCAGAUAUCUUCUUUUUUUGUAAAUAUGAAAUCACUGAUAAAAAAAUACAACACUGUUCCUCAACUUACUGAUUUGAAUGUUGUCUCAAGGUAUUUAGUUCAGUACACUCUGCGGGUAAAGGAGUAGUGGUUAAGAAUAACUAGCAUAAAGUCAAAAUCUGCAUCUAUUUUGAGCAAGUAAC
Molecule: messenger RNA, 3900 nt
Organism: Anoplopoma fimbria (sablefish)
Lineage: Eukaryota; Metazoa; Chordata; Actinopteri; Perciformes; Anoplopomatidae
Gene: l3mbtl2
Product: L3MBTL histone methyl-lysine binding protein 2
Exons: 20
Coding region: 129-2897 (922 amino acids)
Biological process (GO): regulation of DNA-templated transcription
Cellular component (GO): nucleus
Molecular function (GO): zinc ion binding
Source: RefSeq, a predicted model, not a curated record